Eurytemora carolleeae is the source of this 1072-nucleotide messenger RNA. Its product is annotated as nipped-B-like protein B. NCBI's taxonomy places the organism in Eukaryota, Metazoa, Arthropoda, Copepoda, Calanoida, Temoridae. The transcript has 9 exons. Bases 341 to 1027 code for a protein of 228 amino acids. The record is from RefSeq and is a predicted model, not a curated record.
UAGGUGGGAUUUAGAAACAUACAACAGUGCAAGAAAAGAACUUAAAGAACUGAAACUGAUAAAAUCCUACGAUGAGGAAGUUUGUAAAAAUGCCACCUGUUUUAUCACUACAAACUCACAUAUCUGCUCUAAAAGGGAUAGAUACACAGAUCUUGUCUCCACAGAGUUUAAAUCCCCGUUAGAAAACCCGUUGGGUGGCGCCACGAUACAUAAUUCACAGAUAGAAUAUCACAUAGAAUCCAAAAGCACCGAUUUGAGACUUGGUUACAGAGGAACCUUCUGCCAGUAUUUGGAUACAUGUGCUCCAGCAGCUGUUACUUUUGAAGAAAUUGGAAGAUUUAUGCAUUCUUUUGACAAAGAUUCUUUUUGUAACCUGAAAAAUAAAAACGUUCUCUCAGACAAAAAAUAUAAGAGCAAUGAAACUAAAGAAGAGUGUGAGAAAAGAAAGUUUACUAAUAUAAGGGUGUGCCCGCAAAAAAUAUUUGAAUCAAAAGAUCAGGACGAAGAAGACCCAAGUUUUAAACUGUAUGAAAGUGCUAUGCCCAAACUAUGGGACAAACAAAGUAAAUCCAAGAACAAAAAAGACGAUGAAAGCAAAGAGAAAGGACAAGAUGAAAGCAAAGAGAAAGGACAAGAUGAAAGCAAAGAGAAAGGACAAGAUAAAAGCAAAGAGAAAGGACAAGAUGGAAGUAAAGAGAAAGGACAAGAUGAAGGUAAAGAGAAAGGACAAGAUGAAAAAAAUGAGAAAAUAAAUAAACAAGUGAUAAGUAAUAGAAUGGAAAUGUUUAAAGACAAAAACGUAGAAAUAGAUAAACCAAGCAAAGCAAAGAUUAAGAAAAGUAAGAACAAAAAGCACAAAAAGAGAAAAAAAGAUAAAAAGAAAAAAAACUCCAAAACGAAAAAUAAAGACAAAAAACAAGAAAAGAAAAAAUCUAAAAACGAGAAAGAAAAGGAUAACAAUGAAUUGCUGGAAGCAUUUAUUGAAAGUAUCGCUGAAAAUGCUAAGUUAGAUAACAAAAAUCAAUAAUAAAUGUAUCAAAAUUUUAAAUAAAAAAGCAAAUAAAAUUGCACA